This is a messenger RNA of Clonostachys byssicola, 462 nucleotides long. Lineage: Eukaryota; Fungi; Ascomycota; Sordariomycetes; Hypocreales; Bionectriaceae. The record is from the annotation of a GenBank genome assembly.
AUGCCGCAAAAUCAGGACGUCUACGUCAGAGUUGGCCGAGGCGGCGCAGGCAACUUCCAUUCCUCCAAGCCAAACCCCAGCAAGGAUGCAAACAAAGACCUCGAGGCAGCCAAACCGCAGCAGAUCACCCCGCCGAGCCCGCCCCCUCCCUCGUCCCUCGCCCGCGCAGGCCGCGGCGGCGCAGGCAACUACGCCGACAGCAGCGCCUCUUUCAAGAAGGAGCAGGAGCUGGCCGGGGAGACCGUGAAUGCCGUUGCGGCCAGCGCGGCGGCGCACCCUCGCGGGGCCCUCCUGGGCGGUCGCGGCGGGGCUGGGAACUGGAAGACGGACGAGUCGACGGCGCGGAAGCUGGACGAGGAGCAGCGCAUCGGCCUGGAGAUGGAGAGGAAGGCCAUCGAGGCGGUCAACGUGGAGCUCAAGAUGCCCGAGAAGGCGCACCACGCACCGCUCACCACGAAAUGA